This is a messenger RNA of Aegilops tauschii subsp. strangulata, 1155 nucleotides long. The record is from RefSeq and is a predicted model, not a curated record. Lineage: Eukaryota; Viridiplantae; Streptophyta; Magnoliopsida; Poales; Poaceae.
AUGGCGCUGGAGAUCGGCGGGUACUCUAGGAGGCUUUAUAUGUUCAAUGGCCACUUACCCGACGUGAUGAGAAUUUUCUCAUUAAAAUUGGCUAAAACUAGUACCGACGUCGGCUUGGUACAGCUAUAUGGAUAUAUAGCAGUGCGGGAUUAUCAUGAUUCGUUGCUUAAUUAUGUUGUCAAUCGUAGCAGAGAUGAUCCCAUCAUUGUUGAACAGGGUUCUGUUAUUGGGAUGACUGGCCCUAAGCGAUACAUCGCAACGCUAGCCCCUGUUCUAGUUGAGUUUGAUAUGAGGAUCAAGAAAGGAGAGCAAGAAGAGGAUGAUCUACAACUAAUUGAUGGUGCAAUAGAGUACGACAAUCUAUGCACAUCUGAAUACCCAUUCACAGAUCGUAUUAAUGGCGAUUGUGGCACGGUUGACAUCACUUUAGCCCUCGUUCGUUGGGCAUUUGAGGCCACAAUAGAUGUUACCGUAUCAAAAGUGCAGAGUAGAUUCGAUUUAUCUCUCAGUUCGUUUGUUUUUAUUAUGGAUGGGUUACAUGAGAUUCAACUCUUUCGUGGCAAUAUUGGUGAGUCGUGUGGCUUAAGAAGACAUGUGAUCGCUGUAAAGGAGGAUACUUGGAUGCAUUUGAAGUUCAAGGUAGGUCAGGGAAGUUGUAAAAAUGAUGGUGAUCUUGAUUGCCAUUGUUCCUUCAAAGCAAAAAAACAUGGGUAUAAUUGUCAACAAAUCAUGCUUGAGCGCAAAAAAACAUGGGUAUAAUUGUCAACAAAUCAUGCUUGAGCUUGCCUCUAUCUCAGUGAAGGUGACUUGGUCGAAUGUGCGAACGGCUCUGAAUUAUAAGUCAACAACCGGCCAGUAAUUACAUCAAGGAAUUAACCAGGAAAGAAAUGAACAAGUGUGGAUGUAAAACACUCCUUUUCAUAUUUGAACUUUAGUUGUGUUAUUUGAUAUUGCACUGGAUUUAUUUCUUAUUUCUUAGGCAUUGGAAUGCGUUGAUAAGUUUGACUGAUUUGCUGGAACAAAUGCUAGAAAGUGGGACUAUGUCGUAUGAAAAGUACUCCCUCCAACCCAAAACAAGUGGUGUGGUUUUAUUUCAUAGAUAUGAAAGAAAAUCUGAAGACCUCGUAGGACAAGAAAAAAAAUACAACCAAGAUG